This is a messenger RNA of Monomorium pharaonis (pharaoh ant), 1792 nucleotides long. Its product is annotated as cytochrome P450 4C1. The record is from RefSeq and is a predicted model, not a curated record. The transcript has 11 exons. The coding region runs from base 206 to 1753 and encodes 515 amino acids. Gene Ontology annotation, molecular function: heme binding; monooxygenase activity; iron ion binding. NCBI's taxonomy places the organism in Eukaryota, Metazoa, Arthropoda, Insecta, Hymenoptera, Formicidae.
UGCCAUUAUCCAAUGGGUGUAAGAGUAUUCAUCAUAGUGAUUGCGUGCACGAAGUGAAGAAGAGGUAUAUAUGAAAGAUAUUGUCUUUGCAGUGUCAUUCUACUGGAUUUUAAGUAAAAGAAAGGAAAAAAUCGUGUGUAAAAAAUAUUGAUAAGAUAUUGAAGUACAUCUGAAAUAUUAACAAUUCUAAUGUAACAUACAUAGAAUGGAUCUUAUCUUUUUGAUACUAUGCACUCUUUGCAUUAUUGUGAUCUUCGCAAUUCUGUCGCUAGUAUAUGAACAAUAUGUUACUCGUCAAAAAUUUAAAAACUUUCCCCAAAUCGAUGAAGGAUCUUUUAUUAUUGGUUCAACUUUUGAAUUAAUAAAACAAUCGCCAUAUGAACGUACGAAAUGGAUGAUAUCAUGUAUGGAGAAGACACGUAAAGAAGGAAUAUUUGUACAAUGGUUUGGAACCAUGCCUAUUGUUUGGAUGUUUAAGCCAGAAUAUUUAGAGCAUAUUUUACACAGCACCGUGAAUAUUACAAAAGGAGACGAUUAUGACUUGUUAAAACCUUGGUUGGGCAAUGGACUUUUAACAUCUACAGGUCAACAAUGGUUCCAUGAUAGAAAACUUAUCGGACCAACAUUCCAUUUUACUAUAUUAGAUCAAUUUGCUGUGACUCAGUUUGAAAAGGCAGAGAUUCUUCUAAAAUGUAUCGAAAAAAAAAGAGAAAAAAAUCCAGAGAAACCUAUUGAUGCUUGCCCUCUUUUAACCAACGUUGCUCUUGAUAUUAUCUGUGAAACGGCCAUGGGUGUGGAUAUACAUGCUCAAGAAAACGAAACCGAAUAUACUUUAGCAUUACAGGAAAUGUCCGACUUAACAUUGGAUCGAUUCUUUACACCAUGGUAUUGGAUUGACUGGUUGUACUUUUCAUUACCUGUAGGAAAGAAGUUGAAAUCAAAAAUUGACAUAUUGCAUAAGUUUACGACAGAGGUAAUAAAUAAAAAAAGGGCUGAGCGACAAUCGCAAAGCGAUUAUACGGAAGUAAAAAAUGUGGAUGAUGAUAUUGACAUAGGUACUGUAAGAAGAAGAGAAAAGCAGUUUUUAGAUCUAUUAUUAGAUCAGAAUAAAGAAACUGAUACUCCUUUUACCGAUGAUGAAUUGAGAUCGCAAGUCGACACGUUGAUGUUUGCGGGGCAUGACACAACUUCAUAUGCAAUGACUUGGGUUCUCUUUCUUCUGGGCAAUAAUUUUGAACAACAGGAAAAAGUUCACAAAGAACUUAAAGAGGUUUUUGGAGAUUCGGAUACACCAAUCAAUGCAAAAGAUCUAUCAAAAUUAAAGUAUCUGGAUAGAGUCAUAAAGGAAACACUCCGGAUAUUCCCAAGUGCAGCUAUAAUUUCGAGGAAACUAGUAGAAGAUGUAAAAUUAGAUAAAUACACGCUCGCAAAAGAUACUACAGUUAUACUACCAAUUUUAAUGACACAUCGAAAUCCGGAAAUUUGGCCGGAUCCAUUGAAGUUCGAUCCAGAUCGCUUUCUUCCAGAAAACUCAAAAGAUAGGAAUCCGUACGCCUACGUUCCAUUCAGCGCUGGACCAAGAAACUGUGUAGGCCAGAAAUUUGCUCUACAAGAACAGAAAAUCAUAUUAACUACUAUUCUCAGAAAAUAUAAAGUAAAAAGCGUAAAAACAAUCGAUAUGGUCAAGUAUGUUGCCUCUGUCGUUUUACGACCUGAUGAAGAAAUACUCAUACAUUUCACGCCAAAGAAAUGAAUAGUUCUUCAGCAAAAAUAUAUGCAAUUUGUAUAAUUU